Molecule: messenger RNA, 189 nt
Organism: Plenodomus lingam JN3
Lineage: Eukaryota; Fungi; Ascomycota; Dothideomycetes; Pleosporales; Leptosphaeriaceae
Source: RefSeq, a predicted model, not a curated record
AUGGGCCCACACUACAUUGGCGACGAAUCUUGGGCUGCUGAGAUGGCCUAUAGUUUCUUGAAAUCAUGUCCCUUAAAGGUUGCUGAAGGAGCACCGAAUGCCAUGACCCGUGUCAUGUACCAGAGCAAGAACAUAUCCAAAGGCACAUGCGAGCUUUGGCAGUCGUUCUGGCUGCUACACAGCAUCUGA